AUGAUAGACAACCAUACUUUACAAGGAUAAUCUGGCAGAUCGUUAUUAGAUAGUGGAUCAAGAUAAAAGGAAUAAACAAUUGCCAAAAUCAAAAAGGCUCUACAAAACAAUAAAGAAACCUUGCGAACAUUGAGAGCUACAGAUUUAGUUUCAGAUAAUCCAAAAUUAAAUCGCACAGGCCAAUCCCAAAUUAAAUUGUCACAUUACGGUCCUCAAUACACAGGCAAACCUCCUAAGAAUAAGAAAAACAAAGAUGAAAGUCCUUUUCUCUUGGAUUCAUAAUCAGUGGUAGAAACUGAUGGGUUUAGUAAUUAAGCUUGGAAGAACUACCCUCUAGAGAUUUUGAUGAUAAUUUUAAGAUUUAUUAGUUUCAUAACCAAAUCUAACUUUGCUACAAGUUUCAGACUCAUAAAUAGAAAUGUUUUUGACAUCAUUGGAGACAAGUCAGCCUAUUUUAGAUAUUAUUUAUUUAAUGAUUAUUUCAAAUAUGAAAAACCAAGUCCAUAUGAAAGAAUGAAAUACUAAUUAAAUCAAUAAGUAUUUGUCCCACUUAGAAAGCUCAAGGUUUACAAUUAUUUAAACAAAAACAAAUUAAUACUGCGUCCCGAGUCGAUAAUAGCAAUAGCUUGGAAUAUUUACAUAUUGACCAUUUUGAACAUGAACGUACUCUAUGUGAGUGCCAGAGUGGCAUUUAAAUUUGACACAAGUAAUUCAUUGGAUGAUAGUUUUCAAUAAUUUAGAUGGGUGUUAUUUGAUGUACUCCCUUCAUAUUCUUUUAUUUUGGAGAUCCUAAUAAAGUUUAACACUUGCUAUUACUACAAGGGAACUGUGAUAGAAAAUAGAUACCUCAUAGCCAGGAAUUACAUACGAACAUCCUUUUUUUUUGAUAUUUUUGUUAUCAUCCCCUUCUUCUUAAGUCUUAGAUUUUAAUUGGACUAUUUGGAUUUGGUCCUUAUUCUAAAAGUCUUUUAGAUUACUAAAUUUAGUGGAAAUUUGUUUGAUAGACUUGAACUCACAUCAAGUUAAAUUGCAAUAUUCGAUUUGGUUAAAUUAGGAUACACCAUUUUGGCUGUGGCUCAUUUUUGUGCUUGUCUAUGGUUUCUAGUUGGUACAACAGGAAGUGAUUAAAACACUUGGGUUAUAAAAAAUGAAUUGUAAGAUGAACCUUGGCAUGCAUAAUAUUUAACAUCAUUCUACUUUAGUAUAGUAACCAUGACUACUAUCGGGUAUGGUGAUAUAACUCCAUAGAAUUUAAGAGAAAGAAUAUUCACAAUUGGUAUGACUGUGGCUGCUGUUGGUAUUUUUGGAUACUCAAUUGGUAACAUUAACAAUAUUUAUGCUGAUUGGAGUAGAAAGACUUACGAAUUUAGACAAAAUAUGAAUGAUCUAAAGAAAUAUAUGAGAUUAAAGGGACUUGAUAAACAUUUGGCUGAAAAGAUUAGAAAGUAUUUUGAGUAUAUUUGGUAUGAUGCAGAAGAAGAAAAUGACAGAGAAGCCUUUAGAUUUGCAGAAUAAAUUCCAGCCUAAUUAUUGGAGGAGAUGAAAAUAGAUAUCAAUAUGAAGAUUGUUAAGAAGAUCAAAUUUUUGACUGAUAAUUUUAGUGAUUAAUUUUUAAUAUAAUUGUCCAAAAACUUGAUUGAAGAGAAAUUUGCACCUGAACAAAUUAUAUUUAAAUAAGAUGAAGUAAGUGAUUAUCUAUACAUACUUCAAAAAGGAGAAGUGUAAUUUUAUGUUACACUCAAAAAUAAAUAAGAAUCAUAAAAAGUAUUGGAAUCAUAUUCAGGAGAUUCAUAGCCUUUUGGAGUUUUGGAGUUCUUUUAGAAGUAGAAUUAUUAAGUAUCUUGCAAAUCCACCUAAUUCACUUAUUUACUUAAAAUUCAUAGAAAUUAAGUCAUUGAAUUAUUACAAUAGAAUUCCAAAGACUACUCUACAUUUUGUUAAAUGAGAGAUUAAGUGGCCUUUUCAAAUGCCUAAGUUAUUGUUGAUGUUUCAUGUCGAGCAUGCAAUAAAACCUCACAUGUAAUUAGAGAAUGUCCAUUGGUUUGUGGAUAUCCAAACAGAUCAAAGGUUCUUUUGAAUUACAGAAGAAAUGUUCCAUCUGAUAGAGUUCAAUAUAGGCGAUCUUUGAAUAGGAGAGUUGAUACCUUAUUAGAAUCUCAUGAUGUUAAGAACAGUAUUUUAUUGUUUAUAUGCAAAAACAAACUGAUUGAAGAACUUCAAUAUAAGACUGAUUAUGAAGAGUAGGAGGAAUCAGAGGAAGAAAGUUUAAAUUCUUUUAAAGUAGGCUACAAGUUGACUAUUACACAAUAGAUUGAAUCAAAAAGACCAUUAUCCUUUUAGGGCUGUAACGAUGCUUUACAAGAUGAAGAGUUGCAAGAUAAAAUAAAGGAAAUUGUAAAAUAUUUCAAAAAAAAAUAACUAAGUGAUGUAUCUUCAGAGAUUAAAUAAGGAAAUAAGUUGGAAGGUGACAAGACCAUGAAUUUUAAUUCAUUAAUGAAAGGGUCCGAAACUCAAAAUUUGUAAUUUCUAAAAUAAUAAUCAAGUCCUUCAGAUUAGGUCUAAUAGGAUUCAAAUAGAAGAGGAUCAAGAACAACCCAACCAAAAGCUCGAAACUUAUUUGAUAUUGUUAUUCAAGGCUCAUUUUUAUCUCCUCAAAAUAAAUUGCCAUCUUAUGAAUAAUAAACAUAUGAAGAUGAAUAUGGAAAAAAAAGAGGAUAGUAUAUCGAGUUAUUUGAAGAGUUUGAAAGAUUUAAAAAUUUUGAUAACUAUCUAUAACAUAACAAUUUGGCAGCAAUAAUCAGAAGAAGAGAGAGAAAAAAUAAAUAUAUAUGA
Paramecium tetraurelia is the source of this 2832-nucleotide messenger RNA. RefSeq lists its product as uncharacterized. The record is from RefSeq and is a predicted model, not a curated record. Gene Ontology annotation, cellular component: membrane. Gene Ontology annotation, biological process: regulation of membrane potential; potassium ion transmembrane transport. The transcript has 8 exons. NCBI's taxonomy places the organism in Eukaryota, Ciliophora, Oligohymenophorea, Peniculida, Parameciidae. Gene Ontology annotation, molecular function: voltage-gated potassium channel activity.